Messenger RNA from Thelazia callipaeda (thelaziosis nematode), 570 nucleotides. The record is from the annotation of a GenBank genome assembly. NCBI's taxonomy places the organism in Eukaryota, Metazoa, Nematoda, Chromadorea, Rhabditida, Thelaziidae.
AUGUCGUCACCUGGUGCUGCCGUACUGACUUUCAGGAUUGAAAGCAAGCAUGAAGUGACAAUAACAGGGGGUAUAAAUGAGUUUGCUGUGAAAUUUUAUGGCCCUAAAGGAACUGCCUAUGAAGGGGGAGUAUGGCGUGUUCGUGUUGAUUUGCCGGAGAAGUACCCAUUUAAAUCGCCUUCAAUUGGUUUUAUGAAUCGCAUUUAUCAUCCUAAUAUAGACGAAGCAUCAGGCACUGUUUGUCUUGAUGUCAUCAACCAAGCGUGGAGUGCCUUAUACGGUGAAUCUAUACAUAUGCGCUAUCUUACGAACAUUUUUGAGUCGUUUUUGCCCCAACUGUUAACAUAUCCAAAUCCAACGGAUCCGUUGAAUGGUGAUGCUGCAGCACUGUAUCUGCACAAGCCUGAAGAAUUCAAAAAGAAGUGUCGGGAAUAUAUUGUCAAAUAUGCUACUGAGGAAGCUUUAAAAAAUUGUAAAAAAAUGGAAGUUGACAAUGAUCCUGAAAGUUCGUCGAGUGAUGACGAGUCGAGCUCUACUAUAUCCGAUUUUUCAGAAGGUUUGUUACAGUGA